AUGAAGAGCCUGAAGGCCAAGUUCAGGAAAGCGGACAGCCAGGACUGGACUAAGAAUGAUGAGAAACUCCUGCAAGCUGUGGACUACAACGAUGCCGGGAGGGUGACAUCUCUUCUCGUCCGCAAGGGCCUGGUCCCCACCAAGCUGGACUCGGAGGGCAAAUCUGCGUUCCACCUGGCCGCCAUGCGGGGGAACGUGGACUGCCUGGAAGCCAUGCUGGCUCAUGGUGUGGAUGCCAUGACGAAGGACAGCUCAGGUUACACUGCCCUGCACCUGGCAUCCAAGCAUGGCCAUCCACAGUGCGUCAGCAAGCUGUUGCAGGCUUCCUGCCCUGUGGACGUGGCCGACGGCAGUGGCCGAACAGCGCUGCACCACGCAGCGGUCAGCGGCUGCAUCUCAUGCUUGGAGAUCCUCUGUGAUUUCAAGGCUCCCUUGAACAUCAAGGACAAGGAUGGCUCCACGCCGCUGAUCCUUGCUGCCAAGAUGAGCCACUCAGAGCUGUGCCGGUACCUGCUGCACCGCGGUGCGGCUGUCAACAGCCGGGACCUGCAGGGGAGGACAGCCUUGAUGCUGGCCUGCGAGAACGGCAGCGUGGAGACGGUGGAGGUGCUCGUCAGCGCCGGUGCCCGGGUGGCCGUGGUGGACUCCACAGGUCACGAUGCUGCGCACUACAGCCUGGCCACGGGCAACGCUCUCAUCCAGCACUUCCUGCAAGAGGCUGCUCAGCGCCGGUCCUGGGCCAGCGAAGAGGAGUCGACUGAGCAGACGUCCCAGACGUCUUCGCCCAGCCAGUCGUCCGUCAGGGAGAAGAACAGCACCCCAAGGAAGAGGAAAGCCCCUCUGCCUCCCCUGGGCACCCCCGGCCAGGAGGACCGGGACGCUUACGAGGAGAUUGUACGGCUGCGGCAGGAGCGGGCCCAGUUCUUGCAGAAGAUCCGGGGCUUGGAGCAGCAGGAGAAGAAGAGACGGGAGCAGGCAGAGCUGGAUGAGGGCUCCCGGCGCUCCAUGGAGAAGCAGAUCCAGGAGCUGGAGGAGCGGCUGGCGGAGCGGGAUGGUGAGAAGGAGCGGCUGGGCAAGGAGGUGGAGGCUCUCUGGAGCCGCUUGUCCUCGCUGGAGAAUGAGAAGGAGAACACAAGCUAUGACAUCGAGACACUGCAGGACGAGGAGGGAGACGCACUGGAGUUCCCAGGUAGGGCCCUGCCUGCCUCCCAAGGCCCCUGUGGGGCUGGACAUCCCUCGGGGAGGUGGCACCCCGUGGCAGGGAGCGGGGACAUGGGUGCGCAUGCACUGGAGUCCCUACAUCCCACAGGGGCAGAGCUGCUGCUCUCCAAGAAGACGCUGAGCCCCUCAGCCGAGGAGCUGCUGGCCACGCUGCAGGGGCAGGUGCAGUCCCUCACUGUGCAGAACAAGGAGCUGAGGGAGAAAAUACAGGUGCUGGAGAACUACGAGCGGGAUGAGAGCAACCCAUCCACCCCAGGGGACUUCGUGCCCGCCAGCCUCUACAAUGCUCUCCAACGUGAGCUGGAGCAGUUGCGGGCGCAGCGCUUGGAGCCACCGCGGGGCACGGAUGCGAGGGACGAGGCUGGUGGGCAGCCGGAGGGGCAGACCGGUGCCUCGGAGCAAACCCCAGAGCAAAUUGGGGAGGGGAAUGUGGUGCAGCAGCUCGCCGAGGAGCCAGCCUGGACCUGGGGCGAGUGCAAGGCGGCGCUGGGCGAGCUGCAGGUGCCACGCACGCAGACCUCCUCCUCCGCAGCCGAGCGGGAGGCCGGUGCUGAGCUGGCGGAGGCCCGGGCAGCCCUGCGGCAGGCGCAGGCGGCACUGGAGGAGCGGGAGCAGCAGGUGAAGGAGCUGCAGGCCCGUUUGGAGGCUGGUGCGGAGGCCGAGGCAUCGAGGGAGAAGGAGGCCUUGCUGGAGCGCUGCGGCCGGGCAGAGGCGGAGGCGGAGGCCCUGCGGCAGGAGCUGGAGGCCAAGACGCGGGACUGGCGGGCGGCAGGCGGCCCUGAGCCGGAGGUGCUGGAGCGACGGGUGGCAGAGCUGGUGCGGCAGCACGAGGAGGUGACGGCCCAGCUGGGGCAGCUGCGGGAGACGCUGGGUCGCAGGGAGGCCGAGCUGGGCACCCUGCGGGAGCAGCUGGCCACCCGGCCGGUGGGGCAGCGGGAGCACGAGGAGGCCCUGGCGCGGAAGCAGCUGGCGGAGGCACAUGCCGAGGCACGGCGGCUGCGGGAGCUCCAUGGCCACGCUGAGGACUCGGCCCGGCUGGUCAGGGACAGGGACAGGAAGAUCACUGAGCUCUCUAAGGAGGUCUUCAGGCUGAAGGAAGCCCUGAAUGCCCUCCCCGAGUCCCGGGGACCACCGCAGUCACCCCCCGACGCUGCCACACUCCAGGCCAGGAUCCGUGCGCUAGAGGAUAAGCUGGCGGUGGGAGACCGAAAUGCAGCACAGCAAGGUGGUGACACUGUACCGGAGCCACCUGCUCUACGCAGUGCAGGUGAGGGCCACAUGGACGAGGACGUGCAGAGACUCCUGUGCCAGAUCCUGAGGAUGCAGCGGCUGCAGGAGCAGGGCAGAUGA
Messenger RNA from Nipponia nippon (crested ibis), 2571 nucleotides. The record is from RefSeq and is a predicted model, not a curated record. NCBI's taxonomy places the organism in Eukaryota, Metazoa, Chordata, Aves, Pelecaniformes, Threskiornithidae.